AGAAAUACACGAUAAAUUACGCGAAUAAGCGACUAAAUAUUCGACGAGAUAUUUGGCUGUCUGUCACAGCAUUUUUCUUCAGUAGUUUGAUAAUACAGAGAAAAUGUCGUUCUACGAUAAUCGCUACUAUUACAUCAAUAAAACGUUAUUGUCUCUCAUCGGCAUAUGGCCAUUUCAAUCUCGGUUGGAGGGUAACAUAAUGCUUAUCAUUACGCUGUUUUCUAGUUGCAGUUACACGGUUUUACAGCUUUGGGGUUUGAUAGCCGGGAUAAGGAAUCUGAGCAUUGUCAUGGAGAAUGCUUCGCCAUUACUAAUAAACAGUAUUAUUUUCAUGAAGUUAAUCAACUGUUUAUAUAAUACAAAUAAAAUGAAAGAUCUUUUGGAGCACAUCGAAGAGACCUGGAAAAGGACACAAAUAGGACCGGAAAAUAAAAUAUUACAAAAUUACGCAGAACAAAACAGAAUAUUAAUAAUAAGAUACGCAUCAAUAAUUUAUAUUUGUGGUAUCUUUUACUCUACGAUGCCCCUUGUUAUCGGAGGACUGUACUCGCUUUUACCUACGAACGAAACCUACACAGCUAGGUUUCUAUAUCGCGUGGAACACGUCCUCGACAUGGACAAGUACUUCAACCUAUUGAUGCUUGACGGAGUCCUCGGUAUAUUCUUCGUGGUGUCAAUAUGGAUAGCUACCGAUGGUAUGUUCAUACUUUGUACGCAACAUGUCUGCGCAUUAUUUGAAGGUAUACGAUACAAUAUAGAGCGCAUACAAGGCACGGAUUUCGUGAUAGUUGAGCCAAACAUAGCGGACGAUGAAGCGUAUCAUGUCAUAAUUAGUUGCAUCAAAUCGUAUAAACAUGCUUUAAAAUUUUCCGAACUGCUUUCAUCCGCCUACGCAACACAUUUUCUUUUUGUAUUAGGAAACGUAGUAAUAGCUGGAAGCUUUUGCGCAGCUGAGUUAAUAAUGGUGGACACUCAAUUGGAUGAAAUUAUUAGAAUCCUUUCUUGUAAUACUGCACUAUUGCUACAUAUAUUUUAUCUAAGUUUGAUGUCUCAACAAAUAAUCGAUCAUAGCAGCAAGUUUCAAGAAGUAAUUUACAACUGCAACUGGUACAAAAUUUCACUGAGAUCUAAAAAACUAUUGAGAUUUACGUUACUACGAGCUUCUAAACCGUGUAAAAUAAAAGCUGGCAAAAUGUAUGUAAUGUCAAUGGAGAACUUGAGUUCGAUCUUACAAGUCUCCAUAUCUUAUUUCGCGAUGCUUACGUCAUUACAAUAA
This is a messenger RNA of Formica exsecta, 1276 nucleotides long. RefSeq names its product odorant receptor 9a-like. NCBI's taxonomy places the organism in Eukaryota, Metazoa, Arthropoda, Insecta, Hymenoptera, Formicidae. Gene Ontology annotation, cellular component: plasma membrane. Gene Ontology annotation, biological process: detection of chemical stimulus involved in sensory perception of smell; sensory perception of smell. The record is from RefSeq and is a predicted model, not a curated record. The transcript has 9 exons. Gene Ontology annotation, molecular function: olfactory receptor activity; odorant binding. Bases 104 to 1276 code for a protein of 390 amino acids.